AUGUGGCGGCUACUUCUCCUGCCAGGUUUGUCAUUUGCCUUACAGGUUCAUGACGCAAGCGGAGCACCAGAAUGCUCUCGGCAUCCGCCUGGGAAACACGUUGUCAAAUUGCCAGAAGUGCAGAGGCAAUUUCUUUUGGUUGUGCCACAGGAGUACACACCAGUGCAAGCUUCUGGCAUACCCUUGGUGUUAGUGUUUCAUGGUUUUGGAGAUUCACCGUGGUACUCCAACCUGCUGAUGGACUUCAAUCAACAUAUUGAUCGAUACGGCUGGUUGGGAAUUCUCCCCUUUGGCCUCAACGAGACUGGAACGAAUGGCUUGAGUGGAGAAGGUGCCUGCUGUUCAUCAGAGUGCCAGGGCGAGUGCUGCACGAAAGCCCAAGCCUUGAACAAAAAGGAUUCAACAGCGUGUGGCUGGAGAGAUCCUGAACGUGACACGAAGUUUGUCGAGGCCAUACUAAAGUGGGCGGUUCAAAAUUCCUGUGCUGAUCCUGACAAGGUCUUUGCAGCCGGUUUCAGCAUGGGCGGCAUGUUUGUCAACUAUUUGGCAUGUCAUGCCAGCCACCUCAUCCGGGGCUUUGCCCCUGUUUCUGGCAAUGUUCUCCCAAUAGGCUGCCAGAUUUCAAGACCAAUCUCUUACAUAGGCAUGUGCGGAAGCCAGGAUACGAUUGCACACUGCCAAGAUACGUUGGAGAUCACAGCAUCUAGCUUGUCUAAGAUGAAUCGCUGUUCUGGUGCAGGACCAGACGGCGCUGCCAUCACAUUCGCGAGAUCUGCCACAACAUCUUGCAAAGCUUGGGAUGUUUGCCCUAAGCACAACUUUGUGGAGCUUUGCAUGACAGAAGGGCUUGCACAUGAUGUCAGCGGACAUUUACGACCAGAUGAUACAAGCUGGAUACGGCCUGGAAGUGAUUUGGACAUUACAGAAUACUUUUUUCAGAAGUUCUCGCUGCUUGUGAACGGCAGCAUGCUGUUUUGGGGUAAACCUACGGCAAAGGAAAUUGACUACAAGUAUUCGAGAUGGCCUUACCCAAAACAAUAUGAUCAUCCUUACAUCCGCAAUGGCUCCGUGGGCCACUAG
Messenger RNA from Durusdinium trenchii, 1080 nucleotides. Lineage: Eukaryota; Dinophyceae; Suessiales; Symbiodiniaceae. The record is from the annotation of a GenBank genome assembly.